Messenger RNA from Soboliphyme baturini, 2273 nucleotides. NCBI's taxonomy places the organism in Eukaryota, Metazoa, Nematoda, Enoplea, Dioctophymatida, Soboliphymatidae. The record is from the annotation of a GenBank genome assembly.
AUGUGGGUGAGAUACUCUCUGACGUUCAGAAUUCAAGUGGUAAGUAGUUUCCCGCAUUAUGAAUGUGGUAUUUCUGAUGGUAGCAAGUCAUGUCGAAGACCUGAAGGUAAUCUUGUGGAAAUUGUGAUCCUCACUGAGCUUGGCCACUUGUACGUCUGGUCUGAAGUCGAUCGUCGAUUACGACGAUGCGUGUUCAUUGACGUAAGCAGUGGCGACGAACAUCCAUUGCCGUUGUAUGCGCAAAGUUUUUGGUGUAACGAUGAAUAUAUCUUACUGAUCAGCGAGCACGGAAUAGUCUUUGUCUGUAGACGUAUGAACAGUGCACAAGGCGACAAGAUACACUUGUCGUUGUCCAGUGGUGCUCUCGACUUCACUGCUUCGGACAAGCCCACCCACUUAUCUUCAGAAUACUAUAUAUUAUCUGUGGUCACGAUUCCCGGUGUCCUUUACGGCUACAGGGCCGUGUCGACCACCGACGGCCGUAAUUACGCGAUCAUACAGUCAGCAAUAUGCUUAGACAGAUUUGCGAACGUGAUUUCCAGCUAUGACUUCCCGUGCGUGUCAGCGAGCUUCGUCGACUACUUCCGUGACCAGGUGCUGGGCUCUUCGUCGAGGACAGUUACAAGUGAUAUCACGAUUGUCUGUGAAGCUGUCAACUUUUACUGUCACAAGUUCAUUCUGGCUUCACGAAGUGACUACUUCGCUAAACACGUCGUCGAUGAUCGAUGCUCGACGCUGGAAAUCACGGACGUCCAACCAGGGAUUCUCCAGCAGAUCUUGGAGUAUAUAUAUACGAACGACUGUGAGACGUUGCGCAAACGGCGGCAGCGACUCUCCCUUUUGAUUAAACCGGACUCAGAUACAGUUCAUUCUUUUCAACAGACCGUUGCCGAAAAGCUGUUGAUCAAGGCGUGUGUAAAGUUUUGCUUGUCAGAACUACAAAACAAGCUUGAGAUUUCGUCUGAUCUGAAGAGUGUGGAAAAGUGCGACUCAUGUAUUUUGAACCAUUUGCGUUUUGCUCGCGAAAGUUUUCCAGAUCUGUACGACAUUAAUUUCGUUUGCGCUGACGGCAUCACGCUUGGUGCUCAUCAGUGCAUGCUGGAAGCCCGAGUGCCGUACUUCGCAACGAUGCUCUCGUCCCAGUGGACCACCGACCACACGGUCAGAACAUGCGGGUUGCCGUCGCUGCCCGUCGCUGUUGUUAAAGAUAUCCUCACAUACGUGUAUAGCAAUGAAACACCACUGUGCAGUUUGGACAAAAACGAUCGGACAUCGACUUCAGAGCGAUGGGAGGACUCGUUCUCGAAUCUGAAGCAUUUACUUAUGCAAGCGGAUCAGUGGUUGAUGGACCCGUUGCGCAACUUUUGCCAGAGAGAGCUUUCGCGACACAUAACCCGCAAGAACGUCGUGGGAUUGCUACAUUUAUGCCACACCAUACCUCUGGAACAGUUGAGAAAAUUAUGCCUUGAGUUCAUUUGCCUGAAUCUUUCAGCAUUUUUCGAAACGGACAGUUUCUCAGACAUUCCAGAAGAAAUUCUGACAGAGCUGGAAGGCUGUUACAAGAAAAUGUUCGAGGCGGAUGAGAGCAUCGAAAUCAACCCAUUCGUUGUUAGCGCUGAAGCACCCCACUUGCAAGUGCCCCAGGGGAGCUUUGAUCGCUGCAAUGUGCCUUGUACUUCCUCCGUGGUCAACGUUGCGACCUUCCGGAAUCGUCAUUAUGUCUGGGAAGCAUCACCAUCGCAUUUAGAAGAUGGUCUGCAGAAUAUAGUGUCUCUUGAUGAAAUCGUGAACGUGGAGGAAGAAGUUGAUCUCAGCAAGAUUGAAAAAGAGAAAGUUUCAACUCCUUCUGCGACGAGUCUUGCUAGUCAUUUGGGAUCGUCACCCCUUUCAAGGAAAGGGUGGGAAUUGGAAGAUGGUUUACAGAAUUUAGUGCAUCUUCGUGAGAUCAUGAACUCAGAGGAAAAAUUGUUUCACUGUCAAAACAAAAUUGAAAGAAAGAAAAUUUCGACCCCUACUGUUACAAGUCCUAGUAGUCCUUUGGGGUCGUCACCGCUUUCUAAGAAGGGUUGGGACAAAACGCCAGAUGUUGUGAAUCAGUCAGUCGGCUCCAACGAAGUGAAAUCGUUUUCGAAGAUCGUUGAGGAGCAACGAAGCGGUAUCGAAGCCAGAAACGAACUUGUCUCAAAGCCGUUUCAUUUCGUUCAGGUAUUAACACUUGCUUUAUGCACGAAGGAUUGCAGAGUGGUCCUCAGAAUUAAGGGAAUUUUUUGAGU